Molecule: messenger RNA, 1039 nt
Organism: Leguminivora glycinivorella
Lineage: Eukaryota; Metazoa; Arthropoda; Insecta; Lepidoptera; Tortricidae
Gene: CPR49
Product: endocuticle structural glycoprotein SgAbd-5-like
Exons: 3
Coding region: 193-528 (111 amino acids)
Cellular component (GO): chitin-based extracellular matrix
Molecular function (GO): structural constituent of chitin-based larval cuticle
Source: RefSeq, a predicted model, not a curated record
GUGACACUUCGCAUUCUUCUUCAACGAGUGAUGAAGUGUCUGUGCGUGGUGGUCUACGGCACCACAUUACAGGUGGUUUUGACAUCAAUCUUAUUGCAUUUAUAAAUGGGGAAUCGGCUGGAAUAUGCACAGUUUGCAAACAGCUAGAGUAGCAGUAGUUUACUAUUUAGUAAAAUAAAAUUUAUAUUCAAAAUGCAUAAAUACGCAAUCGUCACCCUCGCCCUGUGCGCCGUGGCCCUGGCCGCGCCGCAGCAAGGCCAACAACCAGUGGAGAUCCUCAAGCACGACGCCAUUGUAGGCCCCGAAGGAUAUCACUUUGAAUUCGAAACAAGCGACGGCACCGCCCGCCAAGAGCAAGGCACGCUGAAGCAGAUCAGCGAGGAGCACAAGGCUAUCGAAGUGCAGGGCAGCUACAAGUACACUGCGCCCGACGGCGUGGUGUACACCGUCACCUACACCGCCGGCGAGAACGGCUUCCAGCCGCAGGAGCACGUCGACCAGGCGCAGGGCCAGCAGUACCAGCAGUAAUACCACAACCGUUGAGAAGUUUAACUAAUUUUAAAGUCAAUGCCGAUCUGCAUACGUUCACGUGUCCAGUAGGAGUGUAGGGUAGUCCAUUCGGAUUAACAUUUGUCGAAUCAUUUGGAUGCGAAUUGCAAACCCUGUAGUCCAUUCAUUUCAAGAUUACUUUAACUCGGUUCAUUGCGAUACCGCAAUGGUAGAGGCAACAUGGAAGCUUUAUUUCUGUGACAUUUCAACACACUUCUUCUUCUUUGCUCAUUCUCAUACUAAACAGAAAUUUUAAUCGAGACCGUUUGCAAGUCCUAAGGAAUUAUCAAAUUUCAAUGAAAAGAAUUUUCAAAGGAAUUGGUGUUUUAAGCUCUGUCGUCGAUUUUGGAUACCUGUGUAGGUUUUACUACACGUUCAAAUUGUUAUAUAUUGCUUUGUGUUUAACUUUUUUCCUGAAUUUACUAAUUAUUCAUGUUUUUAUAAAUUUUUGUAAUUAUUUUUGUACAGAUUUCUAAAUAUAAUUGUUGUU